Molecule: messenger RNA, 894 nt
Organism: Chrysoperla carnea
Lineage: Eukaryota; Metazoa; Arthropoda; Insecta; Neuroptera; Chrysopidae
Product: estradiol 17-beta-dehydrogenase 11-like
Exons: 5
Cellular component (GO): lipid droplet
Molecular function (GO): oxidoreductase activity, acting on the CH-OH group of donors, NAD or NADP as acceptor
Source: RefSeq, a predicted model, not a curated record
AUGAAUUUAAUAAUAGCUGUGAUAGUUUUAAUUGUUGUACAUAAAAUUUUUAAAUAUUUAUAUCGUAAACAAUUCCAUAUUGAAAAUUCAAUUGUUGUGAUAACAGGAUCUGCAAAUGGUUUAGGACGUAAAUUAUGUUUCGAAUUCGCUAAAAAACAAUGUCAAAUUAUAUGUAUUGAUAUAAAUGAACCGAGCAAUAAUGAAACAAUACAAUUGAUCAAAAAAACUUAUCCGCAAUGUAAUAUCAAGUCAUUUAUUUGUGAUGUCUCAAAAUAUGAUCAAGUGAAAAACGUGAUCCAGCAAAUUUUAAUUGAAUACAAGCAUGUGGAUAUUUUAAUUAACAAUGCUGGUAUCAUACAUUGUAGUGAAAUCGAAGAAUAUACAGAAACACAAAUACAAAAUAUCAUGAAUAUCAAUGUUUUAGCUCACUUUUGGACUACGAAAGAAAUUUUACCUUCAAUGAAAGAAAGGGAUUAUGGAUGUAUCGUAGCAAUAUCAUCAUUGGGAGGAAUCAUUGGCGUUAAGCAUAUAAAUCCUUAUUGUACAUCGAAAUUUGCAGUCACAGGUUUUAUGGAAUCCUUAAAAAAUGAAUUACGUGCCAGAAAAUCAAAGAUUCGAACUUUAUCCGUACAUCCAAACUUUAUGUGUACACAAAUGGUCAAGUCCAAUAUGCAUAAUAAUAGAUUUUUCCAUGUUCAAGAUCCAUCGAAUGUAGCCCAUGAAAUAAUUGUAGGUAUUGAAAAUGGUGAAACACGAAUAUUUAUACCAUUUUAUUUAUGGCAUUUAGAAAAACUUGGUCGACUAUUUCCAUUUAUUUUUCAUUAUUUAUUAGAUAAUAUUCUUUCAAUAAAAAAACUAGUUUCACCGAAUUAUCAAGAAAAUAAUAAUGUACUG